AUCCCGAGUGCAGCUGGAUUCAGCCAGGACCCUGGGACCAUGGCCACCUCCUCAGUGUCCAAGGGAUGCUUUGUGUUUAGGCCAGACUUAAAGAAGAGAAAGGUCUCUGUGCCAAUAGAGGACUAUUUUGAUAAAGGGAAAAAUGAGUCUGAGGACAGUAAGCUUCGAUUCAAAACUUAUCAGUUGAUAUGGCAACAGAUGAAAUCUGAAACUGAGCAACUACAAGAAGAAUUAAAUAAAAACCUGUUUGACAGUCUAAUUGAAUUUCUGCAAAAGUCUUAUUCUGGGUUCCAGAAGAAUUCGAGAAAUUGGGGCUGUCAAAUAAAACUCAGAGAAAUUCCAACUGCUGCUCUUAUUCUUGGUGUGAAUGUCACAGAUCAUGACUUAACAUUCAGAAGCCUAACAGAAGCCCUUCAGAAUAAUGUCACACCAUAUGUAGUCUCAUUGCAAGCUAAAGAUUGUCCAGAUAUGAAACAUUUUUUGCAAAAGUUGGUCUCACAGUUGAUGGAUUGCUAUGUAGAUGUACAAUCCAAAGAGGAAGAAAGUGUUCAGGUCACCCAGAAAAAGACACAUUAUUCAAUGGAUUCACUUUCCAGUUGGUAUAUGACUGUUGCACAGAAGACAGACCCAAAAAUGCCAAGGAAAAAGCGGACUACUUCUAGCAAAUGGCAGUCUCCUCCUGUUGUGCUUAUUUUAAAGGAUAUGGAAAGCUUCACCACAAAAGUACUCCAAGACUUUAUAAUUAUCAGCAGUGAACAUUUGCAUGAAUUUCCACUAAUACUCAUUUUUGGAAUUGCCACAUCUCCUAUUAUCAUCCACCGGUUGCUUUCUCAUGCCGUAUCAUCUCUAUUGUGCAUCGAACUGUUCCAAUCUUUGCCUUGCAAGGAGCACCUGACUACAAUGCUUGAUAAGCUACUUCUUACAACUCAAUUUCCCUUUAAAAUAAGUGAAAAAGUGUUACAAGUUCUGACCAACAUUUUUUUGUAUCAUGAUUUCUCAAUUCAAAACUUUAUAAAAGGACUUCAGCUUUCUCUAUUAGAGCAUUUCUAUUCCCAACCCCUAAGUGUACUGUGCUGUAAUCUCCCAGAAGCCAAGAGAAGAGUAAAUUUUUUAUCAGAUAAUCAAUGUGAAAACAUCCGACGUCUUCCAUCUUUUAGGAGGUACGUGGAAAAGCAAGCUUCAGAAAAGCAGGUUGCACUAUUGACCAAUGAGAGAUUUUUGAAGGAAGAAACACAAUUGUUACUAGAAAACCUGCAUAUUUACCAUACAAAUUACUUCCUGGUUUUGAGAUAUCUUCAUAAGUUCACCUCUUCUCUACCCAAGUACCCACUGGGUAGACAGAUCGGAGAACUGUACUGCACAUGUUUAGAAAAGAACAUAUGGGAUUCAGAGGAGUAUGCAUCAGUCUUGCAGCUGCUGAGGAUGUUGGCAAAGGAUGAACUGAUGACCAUACUUCAGAAAUGUCUCAAGGUUUUUAAGUCCUCUUCUGAAAAGCAGCUUGGCAGCACAGCAAAGAGAAUACAGGAGUUCCUGGCCCAAUUUCAGAGCCUUGAUGCAGAUGCCAAAGAGGAAGAAGAUGCUUCUGGGUCACAGUCAAAGGGGCUUCCGAAAACAGACCUCUAUCAUCUUCAGAAGUCCUUAUUGGAAAUGAAGGAGUUAAGAAGAACAAGUAAGAAGCAAACCAAGUUUGAAGUACUCAGAGAAAAAGUUGUAAACUUCAUUGACUGUCUAGUGAGAGAAUACCUUCUGCCUCCUGAGACACAGCCUCUGCAUGAGGUGGCGUACUUCAGUGCUGCCCACACCCUUCGUGAGCACUUAAAUGCUGCUCCACGAAUCGCUCUCCACACUGCACUUAACAAUCCUUAUUAUUACCUAAAGAAUGAAGCACUGAAAAGUGAAGAAGGCUGCAUUCCAAAUAUUGCUCCAGACAUCUGCAUAGCAUAUAAACUGCACCUAGAGUGUAGCAGGCUAAUCAACCUUGUGGACUGGUCAGAGGCUUUUGCAACAGUUGUGACAGCUGCUGAAAAAAUGGAUGCAAAUUCUACAACCUCAGAAGAAAUGAAUGAAAUUAUCCAUGCUCGGUUUAUUAGAGCUGUUUCUGAACUAGAACUUUUAGGAUUUAUAAAACCUACCAAACAGAAGACUGACCAUGUGGCAAGACUCACUUGGGGAGGCUGCUAGAAAGCAAAUGAGUGAAACCAGAGGUAUCACAUUUAGCUUAAGGUAAAAAGCAGGCCAGUCAUUCAUUAUUUACAUACUGUUAGAGGAGAGACUGUUUUGGUGAGAAGAGAAAUGUAUGCAUUCCCAUGUGAUGUUUAACCAGAAAGUACACUGCUAACCCCAAAUGAGUGUUUGGGAGUACCUAUGGAGUACUUCAAAAUCCAAUAAACAACAUGCUUACGUUAUAAUAACCUUCUUUCACACAUCAUUGCCAUGCUUUUCACGAAAUCUUAAAUUAUGAGUAAAUCAUUCUUGAACAUAUACAAGGGUACUUCAAAAGGUUCAUGGAAAAAUGGAAUUAAAAUAUAAUACUAAUUGCUCUAUGAACUUUUUGAGACCCCUCAUAUAGUGUACAAAUGUAAUAAAUUCCUUU
This is a messenger RNA of Cynocephalus volans (Philippine flying lemur), 2593 nucleotides long. It is a transcript of the gene ORC3, whose product is annotated as origin recognition complex subunit 3. NCBI's taxonomy places the organism in Eukaryota, Metazoa, Chordata, Mammalia, Dermoptera, Cynocephalidae. Gene Ontology annotation, biological process: DNA replication initiation; DNA replication. The coding region runs from base 40 to 2181 and encodes 713 amino acids. Gene Ontology annotation, molecular function: DNA replication origin binding. The record is from RefSeq and is a predicted model, not a curated record. Gene Ontology annotation, cellular component: nuclear pre-replicative complex; nuclear origin of replication recognition complex; DNA replication preinitiation complex. The transcript is spliced from 20 exons.